Messenger RNA from Ilex paraguariensis (yerba mate), 753 nucleotides. The record is from the annotation of a GenBank genome assembly. NCBI's taxonomy places the organism in Eukaryota, Viridiplantae, Streptophyta, Magnoliopsida, Aquifoliales, Aquifoliaceae.
AUGCUUCCAUGGGCCACCCAACUUACGCCUACGUCCGCCCUGUCAAACCCGGCUCCGAUAAUUCAAAGCUGGCCUUGCUCAAGGAAUUUGAAUCAAAUGGGGGUCACCAUUUUCCAAGGAGAAUUGGAUGAUCAUGAGAUGCUUGUUUCAGUGCUUAAACAAGUAGAUGUUGUGAUUUCUACACUGGCUGUUCCUCAAUACCUUGAACAACUCCACAUAAUAAGUGCCAUUAAAGAGGCUGGCAAUAUCAAGAGAUUUGUGCCGUCGGAAUUUGGGAACGAAGUGGAUCGGGUUCGGGCCUUACCACCUUUCCAAGCUAAUUUGGACAAGAAGAUGAAAGUGAGAAGGGACACAGAAGCAGCUGGGAUACCCUUCACUUUUGUGUCUGCAAACUCACUUGCUGCCUAUUUCGUGGACUUUUUGCUUCACCCACACGACAAGGUUGGUGAGGUUACUCUAUAUGGAAGUGGUGAAGCCAAAGCGGUGCUGAAUUACGAGAAGGACGUAGCAGUCUACACUGUGAAAGCUGCUACGGAUGCAAGGGUAGCCAACCGGGUCAUUAUCUAUAGGCCCCACAAAAACAUAGUCACCCAAUUGGAGUUGGUUUCUUCCUGGGAGAAAAAGACUGGUCGUACUCUCAAGAGGACUCACAUUCCUGAGGAAGAAAUCAUCAAGCACACAGAGAGUAUCAAUCUGCAUGUAACAUCUUUCCUGCAGUUGACGGAGAAGGAGGGAGAAGCUAGAUACAACUGA